AGAAGGUGGAAAGUAGGUGAUUUGGUAGGAUGGUGUCUUUCAGAGUCUGUGGAUUGAGACACACCUCUCAUGGUGUUUCAGUCUCCUGAUAGACAUAAGGUAGAUAUGUGUGGGGUGUUGUCCUUAUGUUGGUUCCAUGGUUAUGAAGAUAUAUAAGUUAAUAACAUCCCUUCUCUCCGCCACCAAACCUGCCCUUUUUCUUGGGUGAUUUUUGUACGAAUUUUACAAACAUGGCACAUCUUUUAAACAGUGGCACUGUGAUAGCUGCCAGAAAGUGAUGAACAUCUGGAGAAAUGUUAGCUCGACACCAGUGCUAGCUGUUUUGGUCACUUGUAUUCCUUUGUUUGCUCAUAGCUGUUUUAGUACCCUAAGAGUAUCCAGACUUUAUCCAGUAUGUACUGAAUGGCAGGGUCCACCUGUUCAUCUUCCAGACUGAGAACAUUCUGAGAACAUGGCUGGGAAGUUGCCAUGGCCACAUUCUGUUUUGGAGUUGUAGAGUUAGUACCAGCUUGGGACACAAGCUUGGAGGUAGACUAUUUGGGAAAGCAGUGAGCUGAAGCCAAUCCGAUGGAGCAGAGGGCUCUGAAGAAACUGGUGGAAUCCAUCAGGAAAACUGUCAAGAGCUUCAAGAAAUUCGAAGUCGAAUGUCUCAUACGACUUUUCUAUAGCUUGUUGGGAUGCCCUGUUGGAAAGAUGGACAAUAUCGGGCUGGACUGCAACACAUUUCGAGGAGUCCUGCAGAACAUAUUUGGAAUGACUAAUGAUAUGUUGAUGAAUAGAGUGUUCUUUGUAUUUGACAAAGACGGUGAUAGCUAUGUAAAUUUAGAAGAGUGGAUUAAAGGCUUGGCAGUGUUUCUCCGAGGGACUUUUGAAGAGAAAAUGAGAUUCUGUUUUGAAGUUUAUUAUUUAAACGGAGAUGCUUAUAUUUCCCAAGAAAAAAUUUUUGACAUGUUGAAGAGUAGUCUCUUCCAGCACUCUCCUGAAGAAGAGAAUGAAGAAGGAAUAAAGGAUUUGGUAGAAAUAAGCCUGAAGAAGAUGGAUUAUGACAAUGAUGGCAAGAUCUCUUUUGCAGACUUUGAAAAAGCAGUGAGAAAAGACGGACUUUUGUUGGAGGCGUUUGGACCAUGUUUACCAGAUGCAAAGUUCUGCUUUCACUUUGAAGCCCUGGUGUUCAAAAACAACCCCCCUGCCAGUCUUUGAACACAGAUUGCUCAAUACCUGAAUUAAAAUGAGACCCUGAUUGCC
Messenger RNA from Mus pahari (shrew mouse), 1245 nucleotides. RefSeq names its product EF-hand calcium-binding domain-containing protein 1-like. Bases 568 to 1200 code for a protein of 210 amino acids. Gene Ontology annotation, molecular function: calcium ion binding. The transcript is spliced from 6 exons. NCBI's taxonomy places the organism in Eukaryota, Metazoa, Chordata, Mammalia, Rodentia, Muridae. The record is from RefSeq and is a predicted model, not a curated record.